Messenger RNA from Helobdella robusta, 567 nucleotides. RefSeq lists its product as hypothetical. The transcript has a single exon. The record is from RefSeq and is a predicted model, not a curated record. NCBI's taxonomy places the organism in Eukaryota, Metazoa, Annelida, Clitellata, Rhynchobdellida, Glossiphoniidae. Gene Ontology annotation, molecular function: protein binding. The annotation marks the transcript as partial. Gene Ontology annotation, cellular component: extracellular matrix.
AUGAGUUCUAAUGCAUUUGAAGGACUCGGGGAAACGUUAAAAGAAUUGCAUCUGGCUCACAAUAAAAUUAAAAAGAUGCCAAAGUCUAUGUUAAAUAAGUUAGGUGAAUUGAGGGUACUGCAUCUUUGGGCCAAUUCCAUUGACGAGUUUCCACUUCGCUAUUUUCAGUUUUGUCGUAAUUUGCAGGAAUUAAUUUUGUGGGGUAAUGAGCUGAAAAUUAUAACGGAGAGCACGUUCGAUGGACUCUGGAAUUUAAAAAAGCUUGAUCUCGAUAGAAAUAGGAUCGAAGCUGUGGAAAAAGAUGCUUUCCGUCAUCUUUGGAAUUUAGAAAUUCUUCAUUUAGGGGAAAAUAAGUUAAUGUAUUUGACUGAAGGUAUGUUCACUCAUUUGACAAAAUUGAAAGUUUUAAAUCUUGAUCACAAUCGCAUCACUCUUGUUCACCAAAAUGCAUUUUCUGAUCUAGGUAGCUUAAUAAGUCUUUCAUUGGACAACAAUUAUAUUUCACUUUUGUCUGGCGAAACGUUCACAAAUUUAAGGAAUCUUACAAUGAUUUUUUUACACAGAAAU